CUCGUUUCUUGAGAAUAAGGAGGAGUUCGUCAAAUCUACCAUUGGAAGGGGUGUUUCACUUUCUUAUCGAGUUCUCCAAAUCGUCAGCAUCUUCAGCCCUGACUAGACACACAGCACGUACUCGUCAUGAAACGUUUCAAGGGUCAUUCUUGGAAAAUAUUAGCCGCCACUAAUUGCGAUCCUACUAACCCGCUAACGCGGAUUUUACUGGGUUUAACAUACUACAGGCUCUCUCUGACUUGGCGGCUAUCCACGCUCGCGCAAUGACGGCCCCAACUCGAGGUAACCGUCACCAAGAAGAGACGUCUUGCAUCAAACUGUCUUGGGCCAGCCAUCAGCAUCAGCAUCAGCUUGCGGGAGGAUUGUGCUUUGCCUUGCUUUGCUCCGCUCAUCCCCGGCCUACCCAUUCCCGGCACAGACACAGUUCCUGCUCUCUAGGCCUAUCAACAUUCAACGCCAGCAUCGCAUCGCAUCGCAUCGCCAUCGACAUCGCCGUUGCGGCUGCAAGGAAUGCUCGGACUCACUCACGCUGGCACGUAUCCGCAUUGGUGCAAUACUGACAUGGCGGCUGAACGGGCCUUACCGUCCUGUUGCGUGGCGUUAAGCUCACUCACCCGGUGGUGUGCCUUGGACUAACAUUAGCGGCCAUGGACAUGGCCGCCAAUGACUGAAGACAAUGCCAAUAUGACUUCUCUCAACGAUGCAUGCCCGUUGUCAAUUCGAAAAUGUCUGAUAGUUACUCGGAUUCGAGUGCAUACCGACCUGGGACAGAGCCUAUGAGAUAAAUUCCACCUCACUUAGCAGCUACAGCCCCCAAGUCAUCAAUCUCCCAUCUUCCGUCUCGGCCACCAGAUUGGAAUUGGCAUUGUUACUACAUUGAGGUACCCUUCAACUUGACGGCUCCGUCCCGGCUCACACACCAUCUUAUCCCAAGGGUGACAGGGCGAGGCCGCCAGGGUCAGGUCUGGAGUCCCAUACUGCUGCAGGUCGUCCUGAAGAGUAAUAGAUGGGAUCAGCGCAGCGCUCCACUUCUACCGAUGCCUCUUCAGGUUGGGGUACGUACUUGCGGCUCUGCUCGACCAACUCAGGGAGUGCCCAAUGCCCGCGUCGGCGGGACCCUCCAGAUAGGCUGGCGAGACCUUCUGGCCAUACAAGUCUUGGGGCCCUUUAUAAUCUAUUAAGAUGCCCACCCUCACCCUCCACCAUGGCGACUCCUCUCUAUUGUGCUCAACAGUCCGAGCAAUCCUUUUCUGGCCGGCACUUUGUGGAUUUCGUCUUUUUCCAUUCCUACUCACACCAAGCCACCCACUCGCCUUGGUUCCCCGAGCUUGCGCUGCAGGUGACUUACACGUCCAACGUCUUGCGUUGCCGACUCGCGCAUCUUGCACUCAUGAUAUACAUGCCCAUUCACCGUUUCAGAGCUGAUAGUUCUUAACUUCGGCGCUAGAACUUGAACAGUUCAGUGGCACUUUCUCCUCCAGGUUUUCUUCGAUCUGAAAGCUUUGACAUACCGUGCUCUUGUUCUUCUUUUCUUUCGCCACAAGGAGCCUUACUUAUAGUACCUCUCUAAAGAAGGGGAGCUGCUAACACCAUGACUUUCCAAUCACCCUAUGAGAGGACCAACGGAGCUAGAUGUUCAUCUAACACACGUUAUUUCUCCUAUCCCAGCCCUGACUCAAUCAAUCACCAAGACUUCGCCUGCCAAAUUGAUCCCCUUCUUCAACAUACGGCACCCUAUUCCAGCCACGAAGGUACCUACUAUGGCACCAACAGCAUGCAGAGGUAUCUGCAGGAGCCUCAGAGCAGCUACUUCAUCGCAUCAUCAAACAUUGAUAUCCCAGGCACUCGAUGUACCGGAAUUUACCCUGGUAUGAGUUGUCCUCCUCAUCAAAGUUCACAAGUCCGUCAGGGCUCUCCAAUGUCCUAUCAACCAUCAUCAGCUGCGAGUGGACCACAAAGUCCCAAUUGGACAGAUAAUGAUGCACAUGUCAGCACUCUAGGCCCUUCUACGCCGUCCGAUGUUGCAGUCUUGUCCCCGAACAUUGUUGGUUCAGGCUCUCUAUCACCUAGUGUCUCCCUUUACGGAUUAUCAAGUGUACCACAAGGAUGUGUGAACCCGGCUGUCAUUGAACCUAGUCAAACCGUUUCUGGAAUCAAAGAGGAGCAAGAGAUUAAUGCUUUCACCCUCGACAUGAAUGCAGAUUUUGACGGCGCCACUCCCAAUUCCAUCUACCAAGGCGACAGCUCGAGUUCUCCAUCGACUUUCGACCCUUCAUCUUCAGAAUUAUAUCCUCAAGCCGAUACGAAGACGGCCUACCCUGAUCCCGACAACAUGGAUCUGGACGUAAAUUUCGAAAACGAAGCUGAGACUAUCGAUGGCGACGAUGGUGACGAUGAAUACAGACCCAACUGUAGAACCAAGUCAUCUCGAAAUGCCAAAGGUGGCAGUCGACGUGGCCGCACCAGACGACUAAGUUCCACUACCAGUGCUAGCAGAGGAAAGGUUACCAAAUCACGGACUGUUACCCACGGUACUACAGCGCGGAAACUACUCUCCUCGUGUGAAAGCAUAUUGUGCAUAUACUGCCAGAGAGUGUUCAACGACGACGUAUCAUUACAGAAACAUAUCAAUGCCAUGCAUACUCGCCCUUUCAUCUGCGUCUUCCAUUUUGCGGGCUGUAACCACGCCUUUGCAAACAAAAACGAAUGGAAAAGGCAUGUUUCGGCGCAGCAUUUGAACCUACACUACUGGCUUUGUACAACUGGUGCCUGCGGAUAUUCUUCAACCCCAUUGAAAUGUGGUUUGGGUACCGCUACGCAUUGCAGGGUCUUUAAAAGAAAAGACCUCUAUACACAACACAUACGCCGGAUGCACGCACCUGAAGAGGUUGCCAAGGCUGACAAGAAAAACAAGACCUUCCCCCCUGACUGGUUAGCCCAGGAGAAGAAGUUACAGGAGGAAGCGUUCCGGCAGCGUUGCAAAUUGCCAGACUACAUGCAUUGCCCAGCUAAGGGCUGCACAAAAGUCUUCAAUAACGGCCAUAAGACUUGGGAUGACCGAAUGGAGCAUGUCGCUGUUCAUCUUGAGCGUGCUGCCAAGAAUGAGGAGCCACAUGUCGUUUUCGGGGGUACAAACGACGAGGCUCUCACGGAAUGGGCUUCUCACCCCAACGUCCGUGUCAUUGCGUCCACUAGCGGAGGGUGGGAGACAUGUCAACCGCUUAAGGCGGCUAAGACCGAGUUAUCAAGGCUAACCAGCGUUCAUGACGAGGGCCUGGAUGAGGACGCAGAAGGUGAAGAAUGCUAGAAGUCAUGCGAUUGGCUUCAUACAAUCACUGCAUCAUUUCUCAAUCUUUGUGAAUUUUGCAUUUCACGAACUGGUGUCGCAACUGCGUUUUGGGAUAUCUGCAAAUUGGGGUCGUAAUGAUGAAGAGCUGCGAACAACGUAUUGGGUAUUUAAGGUUUUCUCUUGGCGUUUCUUCAAUUAUUAUACCACCGUCGUAUAUGUACAGGUUCCUAACUAUGAUGAUUUUUUAUAUCGGACUGGGUUUGUGUUCUGUCUUACACAGGCAAUGGAUACGAGGAGGAAAUGAAUGCAAGAAUUAACAGGAGUUUGUUGAUCCCAUUGUCGUAACAUUGACCACUUCAGAUGGAAAUCAAAGCCUCGCCGCAUGUAUAUGUAUGCUCAUUUCCCGAUUGCAAAGAGUAUCCUACUUUGUCAAAGCUACGGAGGCCUUACCGUAGCUCGGCUUUUUGGGAUAUCCCCUGUACUGGUAA
Fusarium odoratissimum NRRL 54006 is the source of this 3777-nucleotide messenger RNA. RefSeq lists its product as uncharacterized. Gene Ontology annotation, molecular function: DNA-binding transcription factor activity. The transcript has a single exon. The coding region runs from base 1592 to 3307 and encodes 571 amino acids. Lineage: Eukaryota; Fungi; Ascomycota; Sordariomycetes; Hypocreales; Nectriaceae. The record is from RefSeq and is a predicted model, not a curated record.